Molecule: messenger RNA, 3942 nt
Organism: Rhodotorula toruloides NP11
Lineage: Eukaryota; Fungi; Basidiomycota; Microbotryomycetes; Sporidiobolales; Sporidiobolaceae
Product: TBC domain protein, Rab GTPase activator
Exons: 8
Coding region: 1-3942 (1313 amino acids)
Source: RefSeq, a predicted model, not a curated record
AUGAUCCCCUCGUCCCAUGCCCACCCGCUCUCCCCACCUAUCGAAACCGCUUCAUCCUCCUCGCCCUUCUUCGCUUCUUCGCCCUCGCAAAAAUCCGAUCUCUUCGACCCACCGACAUCGCAAACGGAUGCGCUAUUCCCCGCCUCGCCGAACGCGGAGGAGGAUGUCGGCCGAAGAGGGUCGGUAGCGACGUUGAUGGCGCGCAGCUCGAGCGCGCAAGGGAUUGGAUUGGGACUGCGUGACUCUUCUGUCUCGCGAAGGUCGAAGAAGUCGGCAACCCGGAGCAGAGCGUCUUCUCCGCCUCCUCGACCCGAAACCACCGCUUCUUCGCCUAACCCCGACAAAGUGCCUCGACAUCUCGCCUUUCCUUCCGCGCCGCAUCGCCUAUCAUCCUCAGCUUUCAACGCUCUCCCUCUCUCACACCUCGUCGUGCUCAUCCAGGCUCUCUCGCAGCGUCUGGACGAGGCACAGACUGUCUUGCGGGAAGAACGGGAGGAACUGAAGGCGCUGGAGAAGCUCGCGAGGGACAAGGGCGCUGGAGACGGGGAAGUUGAGAGGGUGAAGGUGCGCGCGCGGACGGAGGCGAAGGAAGCGGCGGCAAUCGCGGAGGGUAAGGGAGAAGGAGAGUGGAGAAUUGAGUUGCCGCACGGAGAGGAAGACGAGGAGCCUAUGCACGAAGAUGCCCCGCUCAAAACGGAGGUCGACCUCGACCUCGAAGACUUGACGGAGGCGAUCUCUUCCAACGCCUUCGACCUCGGCCUCACACCCGCUGCAGCCGACGCAGCGCCGUCUGAUGAUGUACCGACUCGAUCUCGAGCGUCGUCCAUGCCUCCGCCUUUCUCCCCGCCCGAAGCAGCAGACAAGUCAGACACGGCGUCAAUCGCCUCGACGCCCAUUCCCUCCACACCUUCCGACGCGUCUGCGACACCGCACACCGCCGCAACCCUCAAGCCGGUCAGACAACGGCAUGCCUCCCUUUCAGCUCGUUUCGUCGGCUACAUCGCCGGAGGAAGCGGCAGCAACGGGUCGACCUCAUCUGCACCAGCUCCCAACGCUACGAUAACACCGGCAUCCCCCUCGUCCGCCACCUUUGACCCUACAUCCUCCGCUCAUUCGCCGGCGAAGAAGCGCUCAGGACGAUCAGGUAGCAUUCGGAGCGUGAGCAGUACAGCCUCGAACGAGCGGAAGGGCUAUGGCGACUGGCUAGGAUGGCGAGGCUGGGGAAAGAGUGGCGGAGCUGCGGAGAGCAUUAAGGAGAGUCAGAGCGAUGCGGAAGAGGAGGGUGCGGAGGCAGAGGCGCGAGACGGCCCUGCAGGAGGACAGACUUCGGACGACGCGUCUAUGGCCUCUGAGCCACGGCAGGAGGACGUUGGCGGUGCCGACCACCCGCCAGGAGCCGGCUCGUUGUCCUCGAGUCCUCGACCGUCGCUGGGCGAUCGCGCAACUUUGGCGUCGGUGACCACCGACUCGGUCCCCUCCUCUCCGCCAACAUCGAGUCACUCGACCGCCCUCAGUCCCGGCCGACGCAGCUCAAGGUCCUCAACUGCGCCAAACUCGCCAACUUCGACGCGGAAACGCAGCUUGGCGCCUCCUCCCUCGCUACAACCGGCAUCGCAGCAAGCUACAGCAGCCGCGGUUCUCUCGACGCCCAUGACUACGUCGACAAUCUCUGCGCCCUCGCUCGCAUCGCCAAGCCGUGCCGCCGGAUCGUCGCCGUCCUCGCCUGUCAGGUCGCCAUCCCCACAAAGUCUCGCGCUUCCCGAUACGCAUAUGCUAGUCCGGUCAGGCGAAGACGAAGGCGAAGCGACUAUCAAGGCGCGCACUGGUGGUCAAGGCCAAACGAGCGGUCUCUCCUUCGUUCCAGGCGUGCCGCUUUACUCCGCACCGCCAGGGUCAGCCGCCAAGACAGCGACCAGCGACCACGGCUACGUCGCGGCGGCCAAAGGUUCGAUCAGCCGCGCUCUGGGCCUCGGCGUAGGCGCUCCUGCCGGCAUCAGCAGGACCAACAGCUCGUCGACAACUUCGACCGAACCGAAUACUACUGUCUUCCCUCGCCUCCCGUCCCUAUCGCUCUCACGCUACUCGCCGUUCGCUCAGCCUGCACUUUCGACACCGGCGACGCAUGUCUCGCUCUCCGCCUCGACCUCCCUAGGCGCAGCCGGCUCAUCGCUCUCGUCGCCUCUGAUCGCCUACACCGCGACACUCGCGCCGUCCAACUCGCGAAGUGGAGCACAAACGAUGGAGCUCGAUACGAUCUCCGGCGAGGCAGCGCCUCCUUCACUCGCGCUGCUCAAGCCGUCGUAUCAGUCUGCGUCGGCUGGUUCCGGCGCGGAGGGAGACGACGGUGACGGCCCAAUGAUCGACCGCUACGGCUUCAUCUACGACGUGCGGACGGGUAUGGAGCUGCUGAAGGAGAGCAGGCGACGGAAGGAGGGCGACAAGGCUGUCAACAAGCCGAGCGAGAAGGCGAAGAAGCUGAAGAAGAAGGCCAGUAAGGGAGUCGAGGCGGAUGCUGUUCCGGCUGUCGUCACCACGCCCCAAACCGAGCUCGAGGUCCAUCCUCAACUUGACGCCCUUCGCGAGGCAAUCGGUCUCACGCCAACGACCGAGGAGGAGAACGCCUUUUCCCCUCCGCCCUCUACACCGCAGACGGGGGCCGCUCCCACGCCUUCUUCCGACGCUGCUUCACGACCGGCAAAGCUCGUCCGCGCGCCUUCGUCUUCCGCCGGCGAGUCUCGAGCCACUUCGCCUAACGGAACUGGCCCGCAAUCGAUGCGAGCGCUGCUCGCACAACUUCGUACGAUCACGGACGCUGUCGAGAAGACGCAGCAGGACGCAUGGGACGCCUUCAUCCGCAAGCGGCAAAAGAAGCUCGCCAAGCUCAAGCACCCCGAGGUGGAAGACGACGGCGAGAAGGACGCAGCUCAUCGCCGCGAACGACCCAAGUCAACGGUGCUCUUGGCGGACCGAGACAUGAGCAGCGAGAACGGGCUGGCGGAACAGGCUUGGACGUCGGAGAACCUCGUUGGUGUCGCUCAGAUGGGCACGGAAAAGAAGGGCAAGAAGGAGGACUGGAACGCCUUCAAGCAGCUCGUCAGGAAGGGCAUUCCGAUCGUGUACCGUCCGAAGAUCUGGGGCGAGUGCUCGAGCGCGAACGAGGCGAGAGAGCCAGGCGUCUAUCAAGAGCUGCUGGCUCAGCCGACGACAGACGCCGAGGCGCAGUGCCUCAAGCAGAUCGACAUGGAUUGUCAUCGCACUUUCCCAACCUGCGUCUUCUUCGCUGGCAACGGACCUGGCGUUGACAAGCUGCGCAACGUUCUCGUCGCCUACUCGCGUCGCAACCCCAAGAUCGGCUACUGUCAAGGGAUGAACAACCUGGCCGCGACGCUCCUCCUCACGCAUCCGACAGAAGAAGACGCUUUCUGGGUGCUCGUGUGCAUCAUCGAGAACAUCCUUCCCUCCGACUACUACACCUCGCACCUCCUGGUCUCGCGCGCGGAUCAGCAGGUCCUCCGCGACCUCGUCGAGCGCAUCCUGCCCAAGUUUGCGGCGCACCUCGACGAGCAUGGCGUCGAGCUGUCGGCGAUCACGUUCGGCUGGUUCCUCAGCCUCUUCACCGACUGUCUGCCGAUCCAGACGCUCUUACGAGUCUGGGACCUCUUCUUCAUCCACGGCACCAUCUUUCUCUUCCGCGUCGCCCUCGCCAUCCUCAAGCUGCACGAAGCGGAACUCCUCGCGUGCGACUCGGCAGCAAGUCUGUACGCUUUGCUUGGACACCUGCCGGCCGGAUUGUGGAAUGCGGAUCGGUUGCUCAAGGUCGCCUGCGACGAUCUCGCCUCGGUCGUGAAAGACCGCGACGUCUCCCUCUUGCGGAACAAGCAUGUCUUCGCGCUCGAAGAAGAUCUCGGCUUGUCAGCCGCAGACGACCCGCCCGCUUCUUGA